Apodemus sylvaticus (European woodmouse) is the source of this 8002-nucleotide messenger RNA. RefSeq names its product tectonin beta-propeller repeat containing 2 (gene Tecpr2). Bases 453 to 4709 code for a protein of 1418 amino acids. The transcript is spliced from 20 exons. NCBI's taxonomy places the organism in Eukaryota, Metazoa, Chordata, Mammalia, Rodentia, Muridae. The record is from RefSeq and is a predicted model, not a curated record. Gene Ontology annotation, molecular function: protein binding.
GGACGCCUCCGACGUCCCCGACGCCGCCCCUCGCCUUUCUCCCCCUGGCAGGGCCGCCUUUCCCCGUCUCAGCCCCUCAGAGUCUCCAAGCCGUGUGGCCGUCCUCCUGGCAGCCACCCACCGCGCGCCGCACGUCUGUCAGCCGGAGUCGGUGCAAAGCACCGGGCGUCGCGGCGUUCGCACACCGCCCGGGGCGGCCACGGCGCCCCGGCUCCCCUCGCUCCUCCCCUCCUGCCCCACCCUGCAUCCCUCUCGCGACCGGCUCCGGGCUCCUCAGCCUUGAGAUUGGCAUUGCGUUCCGUUCUGUCCCCGGGUCCACAGCUGGAUCCCUUACAUUCGCCUACCCGCGCCGAGCACUGGCUUGGGCACCCCGUAGGAGUUCACCUGCAGGUUUCCCUAGAUGACAGAUAAACAUUCAUCCCGUCUGAAGAGCACCUGUGGAAACCUUGACCAUGGCAUCGGUUUCAGAGCCUGUAACAUUCCGAGAAUUCUGCCCUUUGUACUAUCUCCUCAAUGCCAUUCCCACAAAGAUCCAGAGAGGCUUUCGCUCUAUCGUGGUCUACCUCACAGCCCUGGAUACCAACGGCGACUACAUCGCGGUGGGCAGCAGCAUCGGCAUGCUCUACCUGUACUGCCGGCACCUCAACCAGAUGAAGAAGUACAACUUUGAAGGGAAGACCGAGUCGGUCACUGUGGUGAAGCUGCUGAGCUGCUUUGAUGACCUUGUCGCAGCAGGCACUGCCUCCGGGAGGGUUGCGGUUUUCCAGCUUGUGUCUUCAUUGCCAGGGCGGAACAAGCAGCUUCGGAGGUUCGAUGUUACCGGUGUUCACAAAACCAGCAUUACAGCUCUGGCAUGGAGCCCCAAUGGAAUGAAGCUGUUCUCUGGAGAUGACAGAGGGAAGAUAGUCUACUCCUCUCUAGAUCUAGACCAGGGUAUCUGCAACUCACAGCUUGUGUUAGAAGAGCCAUCCUCCAUUGUGCAGCUGGACUACAGCCAGAAAGUGCUGCUCGUGUCCACCUUGCAGAGAAGCCUGCUCUUUUACACAGAGGAGAAGGCUGUCAAGCAGAUUGGAUCCCAGCCCAGGAAAAGUACUGGGAAAUUUGGUGCUUGUUUUAUACCAGGACUGUGUAAGCAAAGCGAUCUAACCCUGUAUGCAGCUCGGCCUGGGCUCCGGCUGUGGAAGGCUGAUGUCCAUGGGGCCGUUCAAGCCACAUUCAUCCUCAAGGAUGUCUUUGCUGGAGGAGUCACACCUUUUGAGCUCUACCCUCGUCUGGAGCCCUCUGACGGGGGAAGCUGCAGCUCACCUGAGAAACACCUCGGGCUCGUUUCCUGCUUCUUCCGAGAAGGCUGGGUGUUGAGCUGGAAUGAGUAUAGUAUCUAUCUUCUGGACACCGUCAAUCAGGCCACAGUUGCUGGUUUGGAAGGACUGGGUGAUAUUGUGUCUGUUUCCUGCACAGAAAAUGAAAUAUUUUUCCUAAAGGGAGAUAGGAACAUUAUAAGGAUUUCAAGCAGACCUGAAGGACUCGCAUCCAUAGUGAGAGACGGCCCAGAGAUGUCAAGGUGCUCUGAGCAGGUCCGUGGACAGCAUCUGGAGAAGUCACUGGGGACCACUGUUUGCGAGACAAGGCUUCGAGGCUCUUCUGUGGCCAGUUCCGUGGCCAGUGAGCAACGGAGCAGGAGCAGCUCCCUCAACUCCACAGACAGUAGCUCUGGGCUGCUGCUGCCUGGAUUGCAGGCUGCCCCCGAGCUGGGCCAGAGUGCUCAGCCAUCCUCACAGAGAUUCAGUGUCAUCAGCUCUGAAGACUUUGACCAGGAGCUUAUUGUAAAACCUAUCAAAGUGAAGAAGAGGAGGAGGAAGAGAAAGACAGAAGGUGGAAGCAAGAGUACCUGCCACAGUUCCCUCGAGUCAACCCCCUGCUCCGAGCUCCCUGCUGACAGCCCCCAGUCCUUGAACACAGACCUUUUGUCCAUGACCUCAAGUGUUCUGGACAGUAGUGUGGAUCAGUUGAGCACAGAGUCUCCAGACCAGGAGAGCAACCCCAGUGGUGAGAUGAAUGGGAUCUUACAGGAGAACAACAGCCCCGAAGCAUUCCAUGUCCUGGACGUGCCUGGCCCUGCCCCUGACCCAGCAGAUGAAGAAAAUCACACACUGGAAGCUUCCCAGUGUGACCACACACAGGACACAGACCUGUUCAGUGGAGUGUUGACUUUACCCUUGCAGCCAGAGGAGGAUGUGGGAGGUGCUGACAUCAUCUCAGGCUGUGAAGAGGAGCCUGGUCCCGCUGCAUCAGUAGCAGGAUAUACAGAGUUGUGCCUGCGGGGACAGAAUAACUCUACUGAGGAGCCGGAGGUGGAUGCCUCGGAGUCCAAUGGCCCCCAGAGCACUUUUUCUGAAGCCCCUCUUCCGGACUCCAGUGUGCUGCCUUCCAGCCUCAGCUGGCCCCCAGGUGCUGAGCAGUGGCUGCCUGGGAUUGGAGUCUGUGAGGUCAGCCCUGGGGAGGCCAGCCCAGAAGCAGACAUCCUGACCCAGGCGGAGGGCCCUAGCCACCUGAACUCAAAUCCUUGGCAUUUACCAACUGAUCGUAACACAGGUCAGAAGGAAACACCCACUUUUGAAUGUGACAUGGGAACUGUGGAGGGACAGGUGACUCCUCUUGCCUCUGCCUCGGUGGCCAGCACCCAUGCACACUGGCUGGACCAACCUUUUCAGGAUCAGGCAGUGACAUCCAGUGAUGAAGAAGACAUUUAUGCCCAUGGACUUCCAUCUUCAUCCUCAGAGACAAGUGUCACAGAGCUUGGAGCUGGCCGCUCUCUGCAGGACCUGAGCCAACCGGGUGCUGAGGAAACCACUCUGCUCAAAGCAGAUCAGUUUGCAGAGAGCUGGAUGGGCUACUCGGGUCCUGGCUAUGGCAUCCUCAGCUUGGCGGUCUCGGAAAAGUUUAUCUGGUGCCUGGACUACAAAGGUGGCCUGUUCUGCAGUGCCCUGCCUGGUGCAGGGCUGCGCUGGCAGAGGUUUGAAGAUGCUGUCCAGCAGAUGGCAGUCUCUCCCUCAGGGGCUCUUCUCUGGAAGAUUGAACAGAAAUCUAACCGUGCUUUUGCUUGUGGCAAAGUCACUAUCAAGGGGAAGCGGCACUGGUACGAGGCUCUGCCCCAGGCUGUGUUUGUGGCUCUGAGUGAUGACACAGCCUGGAUCAUCAGGACCAAUGGAGAUCUUUAUCUUCAGACAGGUCUCAGCGUGGAUCGGCCCUGCGCCCGAGCCGUGAAGGUGGAUUGUCCGUACCCACUGUCCCAGAUCACAGCCCGGAAUAGUGUGGUGUGGGCACUGACAGAGCAGAGGGCCCUUCUGUACCGGGAGGGCGUGAGCAGCUUCUGUCCUGAAGGGGAACAGUGGAAGUGUGAUAUUGUCAGUGAAAGGCAAACUCUGGAGCCUGUCUGCAUAACUCUUGGAGAUCAACACACACUCUGGGCCCUGGACAUUCAUGGGAAGCUUUGGUUCAGAACUGGUGUGAUUCCCAAGAAGCCCCAAGGAGAUGAUGAUCAUUGGUGGCAGGUGAGCAUCACGGACUAUGUGGUGUUUGACCAGUGCAGCCUGUUCCAGACCAUCAUGCAUGCCACACACACAGUAGCGACAGCAGCCCAAGCCCCUGUGGAAAAGGUCGCAGAUAAGCUGCGCAUGGCGUUUUGGUCUCAGCAGCUUCAGUGCCAGCCCAGCCUACUAGGGGUUAACAAGAGUGGUGUGUGGAUCUCCUCAGGGAAGAAUGAAUUCCAUGUUGCUAAAGGAAGUCUCAUAGGAACUUACUGGAAUAACGUUGUUCCCCGGGGAACAGCUUCUGCCACAAAAUGGGCCUUUGUGUUGGCUUCUCCUGCUCCCACCCAGGACGGAAGCUCCUUAUGGCUGUGCCAGAGCAGCAAGGACCUGUGUAUCAUCAGUGCCCAGAGUGUACAGUGCCGCCCCUCCACAGUGCAGUUGCCCCCCGAUGCAGAGAUGACAACUUACGCUGCCUGCCAGGAUGCACUGUGGGCCUUGGACAGCCUUGGACAGGUGUUCAUCAGGACACUUUCAAAGAGCUGCCCCACAGGCAUGCACUGGACUAAACUGGACCUUUCCCAACUAGGAACUGUGAGACUGACCAGCUUGGCAUGUGGAAAUCAGCAUAUCUGGGCCUGUGACUCCAGGGGUGGGGUUUACUUCCGUGUUGGAACCCAGCCUCUGAAUCCCAGCCUGAUGCUUCCAGCCUGGAUCAUGAUUGAGCCUCCUGUCCAGCUUGCUGGGAUCACUUUGGUCAGCGUCCAUUCUAGCCCCAAUGAUCAGAUGUUGUGGGCCCUGGACAGCAGAUGGAACGUGCAUGUGCGAACUGGAAUCACAGAGGAGAUGCCCGUGGGGACAGACUGGGAGCACGUGCCAGGACUGCAGGCCUGCCAGUUGGCACUGAGCACCAGGACCGUGUGGGCCCGCUGCCCAAAUGGUGACCUUGCCCGUCGUUAUGGCGUCACAGACAAGAACCCUGCUGGGGACUACUGGAAGAAAGUUCCAGGAAGUGUGUCCUGUUUCACAGUGACCUCAUCAGACGAGCUAUGGGCAGUGGGCCCCUCUGGCUGUCUCCUUCAGCGACUGACAAAGACGUUCAGCCAUUCACACAACACCCAGAACAGCCAGGCAGCCACCGCCCAUCCUGAGGAGCUGGAGGACGAGUGGGAAGUGAUCUGAAGGAACCCAGGCAGCCAGUGGAGGAGGAAGCUGGUCUGGGAUGGAGGCCGCUAGCUCCCGGUGGCUCAUGGACGUGCCUCAUCCACCGGGCCGGACAGCCCACACUUGCUUUCAUCUGUCUUUGUUUUGGUCUCAUUACAGAACUCACAGCCUUAGCCACUGUUGCUAUAGGGGCGGCACCUUUGAAAUCCUGCCAAGGUCACCUCCAAGUGGGAACAGUGGCUGCUGCUCAGUUGCAUGCACUAGUUACCUGUGCAGCACAGUGAAUUCUUAUCAGCAACUGCGGGUCCUGGUGUGGGAGCCGAGAGGGCACGGCGAGAGGCAGGUGACUCAAAGACAGGAAGAGUUGGGCACAUGUCCAUACCAGAUCCCCAGACCAAAUGGCCUACAGGUCGGCGCUUACAGCCAAAGGGUGUUUGGUGACGGUGUUGACUUUAUCACAGGGAUCCCACACUUCUCUCUUAGAGAUACAGGCCGCAGUGCACAUCCCACAGUGGACAUCCCAGGGGGGGAAGUACCCAUGCAGGAUGGGUGUGGGCUGUGCUUGGUAAACAUACACACACCCUAGCCUCAUCUUGUCGCCCGCACUCAGGGUAGCUACCCACCUCAAUCAACACAACAGCCAAUGGGUGCAGACAGCACAGGUGCCCACAUGGUCCAUGUAGUCUGGUACAGGGGUGCUGAGCUCAUCUAGAGACAUUUUUGGAAUGACAUUUGACUAGUAUACUGGUAGGCAUCCUAAAGCCAGACUCUUCCUCAAAAGAUGAAUCUAGUAAUUGCCUUUUUGUUUGUUAUGUUUCAAACCUGAAUCAGAUACCUCACUUAAAAUCAAAUCUCACAAAUUUAGAAGAUAAACGUAUCUUCUGAAAACAGUGAAGGCCUUUUGUUCCUUCAUGAGGUUAAUCCUGAGCCCACCUUGUCUUAGCUGUAGCUUUGCAGGGGUGUCCAUCCCCUAUCAUGUCCAACCCAGGAGUGUCUGCAGAGGGUACAGCACUGACUCCCCAGUAGCUGGUGGAGUACAGUGCCUCUGCUCACAGUGUCCCAUCACAGUGCUUGGGACAGAGCACCUGAACUUCAAGGGCAGGCUGCCCACCAGGUCCCUGUCACUGCUCCAGACUGGCUGCUUGUUUUAGUCCACCUGGUCUAGGCAGGUACUUGAUGUCUGUUUCUACUAAGCAUGUGUCAGGGCCCCGGCAGUAAUGAUAGAGGCUUCAGGUCUCAGCAGUGAUGCGCGCUGGGAGCCUUCACUGUACUUCAUUUUAUAGACUCCUCUUUAAGAGUUCAGUGAUGGCAGAGGCAGCCCGGAGUGGGCUGAUCCUCUUCUGUGAAUGGUGUGCCUUGCCUGGCUCCUCACAGUGGCAGCACUCCCCUAAGCCCAUGGGACGACAGUGCAAUUAAACCCAAGUUAAGUGGACACUUUUAGACUAGGUUUAACUUCAGUGAUUUUGGUGAUUUUCUUUUUAGUUUUAAAUUUUAGUUGUGCUUUGAGAUCAUGCAAACUCUUCCUUUUCUCAGCUGUUGUGUCUGCUGGCUGAGCUGGGAGGCCUGCAGGAAGCCCGGCAGCCCAGCCACACUGCAGCAGAGUGCCACGGCCUGGCGCUUUGAAGCAGCUGGCACAGAUGGUACAGUGGACCGUGGCAUUCCACAGCAACACACACCCUCUGGCAGUCCUAGAGGCAAUGCUCCAAAGAAGGCAGAGUGAAGGGCAGUCUCAAGACAUUAGUCUUUUGUUGUUUUGAGUCAGUCUUCUGUAGCCCAGGUUGGCCGCCAGUUCACCAUGUAGCUAGCCACGGAUGGCCUUUGCUGAUGUUUCUAGGAUUGUAGGUGUGCACUACCAUGUCCUGCUACAGACGUCAGAGUCUAUACAACGAAGCCUGUGAGUACAGCUCUGUCAGACCCACCAGGAUGCUUCUCUUGGAGAAGCCCGUGAGUACAGCUCUUUCAGAACCCACUAGGAUGCUUCUCUUGGAGACGGGGAUUCCUAAAAUCAUGACAGUACCCACAGACAUCCCACAUUACUGCUCAGGUCUCCCAGCUUCAUGUCCCUUCUCUAGAGCCCAGGAAGGAGAAUAUGGUUAGUCUGUGAGCCACAGAGAGGUUGGGUACCUUAUUUGCAGUCACACAGUGAACAUGCACCUGGACACAGUUUGGCAAAUCUGCUAACCUGUGCUGAUGCCACAAACUCCUGGAGUUGCCCCAGCAAGGGCCAGCAUGCCUGGUACAGCCCAGACCGUGGCAGGGCCUUUACCCCAAGCAUCCAGGCAGCACCCUAUAGUCAGCACCACAGCAUUCCAUAAGCAUCGCAGGGGAGGGAGCCACUGCGCCCCACUGUGCCCACUGUUUCCACUUAGCCCAGAAAGCCUGCCUUUGCUUUCUAUACUCAAGAUGAUGAGAUAGCCACAGAAAACCCAUAUGGAGAUCUUACAUAUUCAAAAUGUAGAGCUUGUAAGUUAGAACUCCUGUGUGGGGCUAGGAUGUGACUUAGUGAUGGAAGACAGAUCAAAAUCCCUACCUACAUGGACUCCAAGUAUGCCUGCAGUCCCAGCACUCUGGAAGUUGAGGCAGCAUUGUCACAAGUUCCAGACCAGCCUGGACUGCAAAGAUCCUGUCUCAAAAAAACCUGAAUUUAAGAGUAAACAACCAGAGAGAGAGUCAUGAUUGCCACAACGUUGGGAUCCGUGUUGAACUAGUAGGAACAAACGCAACACAAAGAUAGACAAAGGAGGCGAGGGGGCAACUCACAGAUUAACCUCCAGCAGGGAAACCCCACAGGCACAGCCUCUGAGAACGCCUCUGAUGGGUCCUCAGUCCAAAACCCCAACACUAAAAAUGCCAUAUCUGAAGCUUAGACAGGACCAAAACCAGAGCUGUGCAUCCAGCACAGUGAUCCAGGCCUUGCCUAGCAGUCAGUCAGUCCCUGGCUUCAGUCCCCAGAAUGGCAACAAGUAAAACCAGAGGGAGGGCACCACUGUCUGUGAGUGUGAACACAUGCCUGUAAUGCCACAGGAUGUGUGUCAGUCAGCGGAGCACACUGUGGGCUCCCACAGGCAGUCUUCAGGUGGUAUGGAGUUCCUAUGGCCUGUCAGUACGGUACGGUUUACAGAUAAGAGAACACUGCAUGGUGGGGCGCUGUGUGUGCCACUCUAGGAGGGGCAGAGACAGGUUCUCACUUGGGACAAACAGCUGGCCAGUGAUUGUUUCCAAGCCUGCGUCUUUUUUAAUCCUUUGAAUGUUGAGCCAUGUAAAUGUAUUAUUUAUUUGAAAACUAAAUAAAAUUUACAUGUAGAAACUCA